AUGUCUUGCGAGCCCUCAUCAUCAAAGCACCAUCACCACAGCCACCAUCUUCACGUUCAUCGUCGUCGCCACAUCUCUUACGAUGACCACGAAGUUUCCAUGCUAUUGGACCCUGCUUACACUCGUCCUCGCUCUUCAUCAUCACAGACGAGAGUCUACAAAGACCACCGUGGCGACUUGCAUGAUCCAGAUUACCGCCACUUCCCAUCCACAUCAACAUAUCCAACAUCUUCAUCGUCUUCUAGACGCUCAAAACGCGUCAACUCUGGCGCUUCCUCAAUAGCGAGGCCUAGUUGGGAGUCGGGAUUAGGAGAAGGGAUGGACGAUGAGGAAUUUGAGGCUUAUUAUAACGAUGGAGAGGAUAUCGACGCACACUAUUCGUCUUCGAGACUACCUACGCGGUCGUAUUCUCCCAGGUAUUCAUCCAGAACAUCACCCUCAUACAUCCCCUAUUCUCCAUCCUCCACCUCAUCAUCUACAUCCUCUUCCCCUUCCUCUUUCACCAGUACAUUGUCCGAUUCCGACUUGUCAUAUUACCCAUCUUCCACACCCACCACUUCUUCCUCAUGUCCCACACACAAAUUCACCAAACGCCUUCUCUCCCGAAACACCCACAGCCACACGCACCGGUCUUCGUUCGUAGAAGAACACGUUCAUCCUUCUGAGGUGGACAGUGUUUCCGAAGACCAGGAAGAUUCGAUUUCUCUUCCUGAGGAGUCAGAACGGGAGAUGUCAGCGUCACCUACAGGAUCUUUAGUAUCCACUUCGGACGCUAUGAGGAAGCAGUGGCAAGCCACGAAACUUUCUGUCCAGUUCGGAGUUUUCCGGGCACAGAGAAAAGUUAAGCAGGCGUUGGCUGGAAAGCGGUAG
Molecule: messenger RNA, 870 nt
Organism: Marasmius oreades (fairy-ring Marasmius)
Lineage: Eukaryota; Fungi; Basidiomycota; Agaricomycetes; Agaricales; Marasmiaceae
Exons: 1
Coding region: 1-870 (289 amino acids)
Source: RefSeq, a predicted model, not a curated record